Messenger RNA from Opisthorchis viverrini, 807 nucleotides. RefSeq lists its product as hypothetical. Gene Ontology annotation, biological process: vacuolar protein processing. The record is from RefSeq and is a predicted model, not a curated record. Gene Ontology annotation, molecular function: cysteine-type endopeptidase activity. NCBI's taxonomy places the organism in Eukaryota, Metazoa, Platyhelminthes, Trematoda, Opisthorchiida, Opisthorchiidae. The transcript has 8 exons. The annotation marks the transcript as partial.
AAAUCCGUUUCCAGGCCAAGUAUUCCAUGAAUACGAAAAGGAAAAUAUUUACUAUCGUGGACUAUCGUGGAACACGGAUAUAUUGGCGAAAGUAUUGGAAGGCGAUAGGAACCUUGGAAAACAUAGAAAGAAGGUGUUGAAAAGUGGGCCUUGUAACAAAGUUUUCCUCUAUUACUCUGGCCAUGGUGCGGUUGGAUAUAUUUCUUUCCCAAAUGGACAACUCAGUGCCAUGCAAUUGAACGAUAUCCUCACCAGCAUGCGUUCAAAGAAAACGUAUAACAAAUUGGUGUUUUAUAUGGAUGCUUGUUACUCUGGCUCUAUGUUCCACGAUCUUUUACCUACAGAUGCGGGAUUGUACGUAACAACCUCAGCCAACGAAAAAGAAGUAAGCUGGGGUGCUUUUCGUAGUGACAGGCGAAUCGGUGCAUGUACUGCAACCGAAUACUCGUAUUCGUGGAUUACGGAUUCGGAACACAAAGACUUGAAAAAGCGUACACUGGAUCAACAGUAUCAGGAGGUGAAAAAGAGGACAAAAAAGUCACGUGCUGAACUUGGCCACAUCAUGAAGGAAACGUUCCACGACAUUGUCAUGGAUGUGACAACCCACCAUAAGCCAACAGUUAACAACUUGUCCAAGAGGGAUGAGCUCAUAUGUUACGAAACUGUAUGCGAUCACUUUGAGACGCACUGCUUCACAAUGCAGCAGCUCCCAGAGGUAGCUCAGCAUACAAUUCAUCUAAUGGAGCAGUGCAAAGCUGGAUACGAGGCCAAAACCGUCAUCGAGUGUGUCCACAGCGUCUGCUCCUA